AUGUAUAUGCAUCCGCAGUUUAAGUCCGAUGUAAUGAAUCCACUUAUGAUCGAUCAGCUUAUGGACAGAGAGGUGCAAACGCUUUCUGGAGGAGAACUACAACGUGUAGCUUUGGUAUUGUGUUUGGGUAAAACUGCUAGUGUAUACCUUAUCGAUGAACCAUCUGCUUACUUGGAUUCGGAACAACGUCUCCAUGCCGCCAAGGUUAUUAAGAGAUUCAUUAUGCACGCUAAGAAAACUGCAUUUGUUGUGGAGCACGACUUUAUAAUGGCUACCUAUCUUGCUGACCGAGUAAUUGUUUUUGAUGGAGAGCCAUCUGUACAUGCCACUGCUAGAAAACCACAAAGCUUACAAGAAGGCAUGAACCGGUUCUUAAAGAUGCUUGAGAUCACAUUCCGUCGUGAUAGUGAGUCGUACCGACCUCGAAUUAACAAAAAGGAUUCGAUGAAAGAUAUCGAGCAAAAGAAGAGUGGUCAAUUCUUCUUUUUGGAUGAAGUUUAG
This is a messenger RNA of Strongylus vulgaris, 501 nucleotides long. The record is from the annotation of a GenBank genome assembly. NCBI's taxonomy places the organism in Eukaryota, Metazoa, Nematoda, Chromadorea, Rhabditida, Strongylidae.